AUGGCGGCCCCAGUUUGCUGCUCUCACCUGUCAGCAGGCUCCUCCGGGUCGGACUGGGGCUGCUGAGCCGGGAGGGAUGGAGACCAGCGGCGGUGCCGAGCCGAGGACUCAAGGGAGUUGGUGGAGAAGAAGGAAGGGAAGACGACGAUGCUUGAAGGACGUAUUGUAGAAGACAAACCAACCAUGUGUCCUCCAAAUCCCUCCGGUCAAUGUCCGAUCUGCCGCUGGAACCUCAAACAUAAAUACGACUACAUGGACGUUCUUGUCCUCAGUCAGUUCAUCCGAUCAGAUGGUGGGAUGAUCGCGCGCAAAGUGACGGGCCUGUGUUCGGAGGAACACAAGAAAGUAGAGGCGUGUGUUAAGAUGGCCCAUCGAGCGGGCCUUUUGCCAAACCACAGGCCCAUACUUCCAGAAGGAGUUGUGCCCAAGCCAAAAUUCCAGCUAAACAGGUAUCUGACUCGUUGGUCUGUGUCCAGCGCUCGGCCAAUCCUCAAGAAAGGACUUAAGUGGUGCAAAGUGAAAAUGCCAGUUGGGGACCCCAUCAUGAAGGAUAAUGUGCGCUACAGUAAAAAAGCUCUCUUGUACAGACAAUGA
Messenger RNA from Staurois parvus, 594 nucleotides. NCBI's taxonomy places the organism in Eukaryota, Metazoa, Chordata, Amphibia, Anura, Ranidae. The record is from the annotation of a GenBank genome assembly.